This is a messenger RNA of Guillardia theta CCMP2712, 791 nucleotides long. RefSeq lists its product as hypothetical. The record is from RefSeq and is a predicted model, not a curated record. NCBI's taxonomy places the organism in Eukaryota, Cryptophyceae, Pyrenomonadales, Geminigeraceae. The transcript has a single exon. The annotation marks the transcript as partial.
CUUGACAAUGAGAGGGCAGAGGUCCGGGAGAAAGAGGCAGACAUCGCAUUUUGGACAGAGAAAACCUUGAAUCGUGAUCUGGUGGGGCACAGAGAGGCGAACAAGCUCUUCUGUCUCGAUCGAUUGUUUCUUGAUCCAAUCAGCUCGGCACAAGCUGUGGAGCGUGUGCUGUACUGUCGAGAUUGCUUCAAUGAGCAGUGGCGUUUCCUUGACGACAGGGUGUGCAAGGCCGGGUGUUUGGGUUGGAUUCUAGGGCCUCCGGGGACGGGGAAGACUGCGACGACGAUGUCCUUCAUACAAUCGCGAGGCAUGGAGGAGGGAUGGAGGGUGAUUUGCGUUCGGCUGUGGAAGUGGGGAAUUGUCAAAAUUUUACAGGUUGAUGAUGGCGUAUUGAGCAAGUGUGAGAUGCCUGCCGACAAUGCGGUGGCUUGGAUAAAGAAAUUUCUCAGAGAAUGGGCACCAAGCAGGAAGAAGUCUUUGGUAUCUAUAGAUGGUUACCUACAGGGGGUGCAAGUACAUGACUUUGUGCUGAGUGCUUGCCUGCAUUGGGUUCAUCUUGAACGGGAGAACAGGCGGCUUGUGAUUACGACAUCGAUGAGCUCUCGAGCAAAGAAGAAUUCCGAGCAAGAUGCGAAUGAGAAUGUCGAAGAAAUGAUGGUGUAUUCGUGGGCAAUGGAAGAGUAUCUGGAAGCCUGUAGGUACGACGCGUUCUAUAAGAGUGUGGCUGAUGUGAUGGAAUGGAGCUUGGAUGAAGAAGAGGGAAGCAUGGAUGAGACGGAACAAGAGAGAAG